Messenger RNA from Drosophila montana, 1915 nucleotides. RefSeq names its product protein phosphatase 2 catalytic subunit mts (gene mts). The record is from RefSeq and is a predicted model, not a curated record. Bases 238 to 1167 code for a protein of 309 amino acids. Gene Ontology annotation, molecular function: protein serine/threonine phosphatase activity. Lineage: Eukaryota; Metazoa; Arthropoda; Insecta; Diptera; Drosophilidae. Gene Ontology annotation, biological process: mitotic cell cycle. Gene Ontology annotation, cellular component: cytosol. The transcript has 4 exons.
UAUUUCAGUCUCUCCUUCGUAUUUUACUUUGUGUCGUCGUCGCUUUUGUGAACAAAAAAUACGAGAAAAAGUUAGAGGCAACGAAAUUUUGCUUCAGCAUUUUGAGCAAAAUUUCAAGAAACAAGUGCAACACAGCUAGCAACUCACUGCACAUUUUGUUUUGUAUCCCCGUCUUGAACAAAAGCCGUCAAAAUUGAGUCGACAAAGAUUGACGAGACUUUUCCUCCAACAACUGCUAUGGAGGAUAAAGCAACAACAAAAGAUCUAGAUCAAUGGAUUGAGCAGUUAAACGAAUGCAAUCAAUUGACAGAAACACAAGUUCGCACCCUUUGCGAUAAGGCAAAAGAAAUUCUUUCAAAGGAAUCCAAUGUGCAGGAGGUCAAAUGUCCCGUCACAGUGUGCGGCGAUGUCCAUGGACAGUUUCACGAUCUGAUGGAACUGUUCCGGAUAGGCGGCAAAUCGCCCGAUACAAAUUAUUUAUUUAUGGGCGACUAUGUGGAUCGUGGCUACUAUUCGGUGGAGACGGUCACAUUGCUGGUAUCCCUAAAGGUCCGCUAUCGGGAGCGCAUCACCAUUCUGCGCGGCAAUCACGAAUCGCGUCAGAUCACACAGGUGUACGGCUUCUAUGAUGAAUGCCUGCGCAAGUAUGGCAAUGCGAAUGUGUGGAAGUAUUUUACCGAUUUGUUCGACUACUUGCCAUUGACGGCGCUGGUAGACGGCCAAAUCUUUUGCCUGCACGGCGGCCUCAGUCCGUCAAUUGAUAGCUUGGAUCAUAUACGGGCAUUGGAUCGCUUGCAGGAGGUGCCCCACGAGGGACCCAUGUGCGAUUUGCUCUGGUCCGAUCCCGAUGACAGGGGUGGCUGGGGCAUCUCACCCCGUGGAGCUGGCUACACCUUUGGACAGGAUAUAUCAGAAACAUUUAACAAUACAAACGGCCUUACACUGGUCUCGCGCGCACAUCAGCUGGUCAUGGAGGGCUAUAACUGGUGUCACGAUCGCAACGUUGUCACAAUAUUCUCAGCGCCAAACUAUUGCUACAGAUGCGGCAAUCAGGCGGCACUUAUGGAACUGGAUGAUUCACUUAAAUUUUCAUUCCUACAAUUUGAUCCCGCACCGCGACGCGGCGAGCCACACGUAACGCGAAGAACACCAGAUUAUUUCCUUUAAGCUGUUUUUGCGCUCGGCACCGAAAUGCAGCUUACCACAUAUACACACAUUAUUAAAUAAAAAAAAAAAAGUUUAAAGAAAAUCAGCAAAAAAAAAAAAAACAAAAAGCAAAAAGUAUGUAUGGCAUGCCGUUGAAAGAAUAACAAUAAGAACAACAACUGCAACAACAACAACAAACAGAACAACUACCAAUAAUUAUAACGAUUUCGAUGCAUUUUAUUGUUGUACCCCCAAGACCAUAAUUUGUAAAUGCAUACGAGAAUGUUGUUAAACAAUUGGAUAGAGGGCGGGGACAAGUUGAUUUCAAGCAGCGCGAGGGCGAAUAAUACAAUCCAAUCAAACCUACCAACCCGGCAACAACAACAACUACACCAACAACAACAACUACAACUACUUAGCUAAAUUUGUUAAUUUAUAAAAUAACGAACUAAGCGUCGCAAGCAGCAGCAGCAGAAGCCUGACAUGAUGGAUGGAUGUGAAUGUAACGGGAAUGGCCUGGAACCGACGUGGGUUGGGGGGGGUUUUUGUUUUGACAUUGGACCUACAAUUUUUGGACAGGACACGGCGGACACACAUUAGCAGGACGACAAAAUAGCGACAGCAGCGAUAAACCUUUUUGGGGUGGGGCGGUUCAGCGCUUCGAAAUAAAUAAGGAAUAUAUAAAAUAAAAAAAAAAAUAAAAAAUUAAUAAUACUGAUUACAAUUAAAACAUAAAAACAAAAACAAUAUAAUAUUUAAAAAACAAAAA